AUGAUAGUGAUCGAUCUUCUUGUGUCGAGUUUCCCGCGGUUUGGACCUCCCGUAACAACUCCGACACCGACGCCAACACCCACACCUGCUCCAAGAAGCGUGACGUAUGACGAAAGGAGUCAAGCGGUGACCGUUUGGGUGAAUAUGAAAGCUGUCCUGACAAGGAGAAUCGGCAGAGUUCAGUUAGACACUGAGAAGGUGAUCAGACUCGGUGGUCUGAUAGGCAGCAGGAAAUAUUUCAGAGGACGGCUGUUUUGUCUUCAGUUGUACAGUGUCGCGCUAUACAGGAAGCAAAUCGACGAGGCUAAGAAAAGAUGUUUCCUGAAAGGACCUCCCGUCACAACUCCGACACCGACGCCAACACCCACACCUGCUCCAAGAGUUUGUACAGCCCGUGUGGAUCUCGGUUUCCUCAUUGACGCCACAAGUUCUGGAAGGCGAUAUCUCCAACGAGUGAUUCAAUUCGUGCGAGAAACUGUUCGUAGAUUCACCAUCUCCAGUAGCGCCACACGCAUCGGAGUGGUGACGUAUGCGUCACGUGCCAGACGAAUCAUAGCACUGUCCGGAGCUUACUCUCGGGGACGCAUUUACAAUGCAGUCGGUCGAAUUCGAAUUCUUAGAGGCGGGAGACGACUAGGAAGGGCUUUGUCGUACGCCAGACUUUACCUGUUCAGAGGAAAACCUCAGUGUGGCAGACGAAGAGUUUUGAUUGUUCUAGCGGCUGGGCGGUCACUCGACAGAGUACGAAGACCGGCCAAUGCGUUGGAGGGAGUUGGUGUCGAAAUAUUUGCCAUUGGACUGGGCCGUGUCAGUAGGAGAAGUCUGCUGAAAGUUACAACUGACACGAAGCACGUGUUUGCUGUUGGGUUUACCCGGAUUUUGUCUAUCGUGCGAACGCUCAAAGAUAGAAUCUGUUACUCUCCCGUGAUUCGCCGAGGAUCGGUUGCAGUUUACCCGUUCACCAGCGCCUCCGAGAACCGCGACGUCAGUUCUUACGUGAACCCACCUGCAACAUUCGUUGGCGUGUACUACACGCGUGGACCUGACAACCAUCCUCGGGGAGCGCUUUCCUUCAGGGGAACAAGAACCAGCUACGUUUUAAUUCCCAACAAUGGCUGUCUUGACACGAGAUACUCGCUGACGAUCAUCAUGUGGGUGUUUCCCGAGAGCUCUGGACCAUUACUUCAUUUUAAUCCAAAAGGCUGGGGUCUUCAUCUUUGGAUGAUCAAUCGCUUUAGACUGUUCGCUCGAUUCGUACCACGCUCAGGAAAAUCUGUGAAAGCGCUCUACAAAAGAAUAAAGCCGCGGCGAUGGAACUACAUUGCUGCAACUUACGAUCGGCGAACAGGCCUGGCAAGUCUGUGGCUAGACAGUCUUCCCAUCAUGCAGCGCAGAGUGGGUCGCUUCCGGAGUGGUCUUGCUACGAACUACCCCAUUGUAAUAGGAAGCAAACCCGGAGAUCGACGCAAAUUCCGCGGAAAGAUCGCCUGUGUACAGAUGUAUAACUACGCCAUGAAUGGCCAGCAGAUUCGCAGUAAAAAGAAGAAGUGUUUCCGUGAAGUUGUUAUUCCUACGGCACCAACUAUUCCACCAACGAAGCCAACAAAACCACCAGUUUGUCGAUUGAGAGUUGACCUGGCAUUCCUCGUGGAUGGAUCCGGAAGCAUAGAGAAUCAAGGGAAAGGAAAUUUCAUGCGCGUUCUCGAUUUCGUCAAAACACUGAUCAGUUUCUUCCCGAUCUCUGCAAGGCAGACUCGUGUCGGCAUGGUAGUCUUCUCCAGCCGACCAUACCCGAUCUUCCGUUUUAAUCGAUAUUACUCAAAAACAAGUCUCAUCAAGGCGGUUGAUCGUGUGAGAUACCCGUAUGGAGGAACAAAGCUGGGACGAGCACUGAGAUAUGUUUCAAGGUACUUAUUUGGCCGAGGCAAGAGAAGAGGAAGAAAACCAGUUCUUGUUAUCAUAACGGACGGCAUUUCGCAAGACAAUGUCCUCGUCCCUGUCAACAGUUUGAAGCAGAAGGGAGUGGAAAUCUUUUCGUUGGGGAUUGGUAAAAAGUUUAGAAGACUGCAACUGCAACAAAUGGCGUCCAGUCCAUCGCACGUGUUCACGGCCGGCUUCAGGAGACUGAGUAGUGUACUUGCCGCCAUUAAGAACAAGGCGUGUCUACCUUUCGUUCCACCGACAAAGCGACCUACACCACCAGCUUGCAGCCUAGCCAUUGAUAUUGGUUUUCUCCUGGACGCCUCUGGUAGACGCGGUCUAUACAACUUCAGGCGAAUCAAACAGUUUGUCGCACUCAUUGCCCGAUCAUUCUCGAUCUCCCGAAGCCGAGCUCGUGUGGGAGUCAUCGUGUACGGAUCCACCGCUCGGAUGGAAUUCGGACUCAAUUCGUACACUAAUUCACGCAGCCUCAAUCGUGCUAUCAAGAGAUUACGUUAUACACGAGGGUCAAGAAAAACUGGAAAAGCAUUGCGGCUUGUAGUUGGAGAGCUGUUUAGACGCAGCCGAAAAAAGCGGGUGUUGAUAGUGGUAACAAAUGGUCAAUCCUACGACAGCGUUAAAAUACCAAGCUUUCAGAUACACCAAGCCGGAAUUGAAGCCUUUGCAGUUGGUGUUGGAACUCGAGUUAGGAACAGCGAGCUGAGUACAAUAGCCACAGACUCUCGCCACAUAUACAUGGUGAACUUCAAGACGCUUAAUGGCAUCGUCAAGAGCAUUGUCAGGAAAGCUUGCAGAGCACAAAUUACGACACGGCCAACAGUUCGACCAACCAAGCCGUCUCCGACCAGAAAACCAAGUUUUCCUACGCCCAUCGCCAUCUACACACUCGAUCGCAAGACUCGCGCACGCGACAUAAGCCCAGGGAAAAACCUUCCAGGUCGAAGCUACAACAUCCGGUACGCUCCUGGUCCUUAUGGACAGCCUGGCGAAUCAACAGAAUUCUUUGGUCGCCGUAACAGCUACAUCCGGUUUCCAAAUAACGGCAGACUGGACGCUAAGGACUCUAUAACUCUUCUAGCCUGGAUCCUACCGUUUGGUCGCGGUCCAAUCUUCGAGUACUUUCGAGGAGUAAGGUUUUGGGUUGUGCGCUCGGACACGUUAUACGUUCACUUCAUCCGCCGGAAUGGGCGGCGCACGAGGGUGUUGAUGAAACGACGCCUCAGACCACGCCGUUGGAAUUACGUCGGUGCCACGUACGAUAAACGAACUGGUAUGGCUACCCUGUGGCUGGAUUCAAGGCCGAUAUUGUCGCAGAAUAUCAAACGAAUUCAAUUGGCGACCAAAAAGACUGCUUACAUGGGUGGAACAUUCCGAGGUCGCAUCGCUUGUAUGCAGGUUUAUUCUGACCCUCUGACUGGACCUCAGAUUAAGAAGGUCAAGAACCUUUGUAAUAAACCAGGUCCUUACACGCCAACAACACCAUCUCCUGCAUUGCCUCCAGCUCUGGCUUUCUAUCCCUUAAACGUGCGUUACAACACCCGUGACGUCAGCAGGAGCAAAAACCCGUCAGGGCGCAUGGCAAAUGUGCGACCUGGCCUGGGUCCAGACGGAAGGCCUGGUGGCUCCUUUAGGUUCAAGGGUCGUGCAGACAGUUACAUACAGUUCCUGAAUAAAGGUCGUCUGGACGCCCGGAAUUCCAUCUCUAUCUUGGCUUGGAUAAAUCCGGAUGGACCAGUUGGUCCAAUCUUCAAUUACAAGCCUGACGGGUUUGGCGUGCACAUGUGGAUGGUCCGUCGGCGAGUGUUGCUGGUACGUUUCGUGACGCGUACACGAAAGUUUACAAAGCCAGUGCAAACGAACCUCAUUAAACCAAAGGCUUGGAAUUUCGUCACCGCUACCUAUGAUCAACGUUCGGGAAUUGCCCGAUUGUACAUCGAUUACAGGGAAGUUGCGUGGACGAGAAUCGGCCGGAUACGACUGGCUACGAACUAUCCAGCAAGAAUGGGAGCCCGUAUUGGAGACAAGCGUUAUUUCCGUGGACGAAUAACUUGCCUGCAGAUUUACGACGUCCCACUUCGACCGAUACAAAUCAAAGCCGCCAAGAGACUCUGCUUGAAGACAAAGGUUAUAACCAAACCAACAACGCGACCGACACCUACCAAGCCCACCCCACCAAGGCCUUGCCGAGCGAAUAUGGAUCUUGGAUUCCUUAUCGACAGCUCCUACAACUUGCGACGAGUAGGGCGCGGAGCUUUCAGACUUCUUACACGUUACAUUGCAAGACUUCUUUACACGCUUCGCAUUUCCACUCAAGAGACCCGAGUCGGCAUGGUUACGUACGCGUCAAGACCCAGGCUCCUGUUCCGCUUUAACCGGUUUUUCAGGGCGUCUUCCAUGUUGUCGGCCAUACGAAGAAUUCGCCUUCAAAGGGGUCCUCUUAGGAUAGGAAAAGCUCUGUACUACGCUCGUAGGUACCUGUUCAGAAGAAGGCGUCAAUGUGGACGCAAGCGCGUUCUCGUGGUGUUUGCAAGUGCACGCUCAGUAGACAGAGUGCAAAGAGUGGGACGCGUUUUAAGGCGCAUGGGAAUUGAAGUGUUCGUUGUUGGCUUUGGUAGACGAUUUAGCAAGGCGCAGUUAUUCAAAAUCGCUACAAAUGGGCUGCACGUGUUCACGGCGACGCCGAGGACGUUGGCUGCAGUUCUGGGCGCCAUACGAGCUAAAGCAUGUUCAGUAACCGGAUCAGCAGCCGCCAGAGCUAUAUUCCCAUUUAACGGUGUGACAAGAGGACGAGAUAUAAGCAUCAACCGCAACACUGCUGCAAGACUUGUCAACGUCAAGCCUGCACCAGGCCCAGACGGCCUUCCUCUUGGAUCGUACUAUCUCCAGGGCAUCGCAAACAGCUACAUAUACUUUCCCAACAAGGGCUGCCUAGAUACAAAGAAUUCCCUCACCAUAGUGGUGUGGGUCUACCCUGAGGGCAGCGGACCGAUCUUCCACUUCUUCCCUCGCGGCUGGGGGGUACAUCUUUGGAUGAAGAAUCCGCGCACCCUACUGGUGAAGUUCGUGCCUAGGUCCUUGCAGACCAUCAGCGUUGUUACAAGCCGGCGAAUCAAACCGAAGGCCUGGAACUACAUAGCGGCAACCUACGAUUACGUCACUGGUUUGGCCACUCUGUGGAAUGAUGCCAUACCUAUAUCUCAGAGGAAUAUUGGAAAGAUCCAACUGGCGACUAACUACCCAGCUAUAUCAGGGAAAAAGCCAAGAGAUCGAAAGAUUUUCCGUGGCCGGAUAGCAUGUCUUCAGAUUUACGAUCGAGCAUUGAAUGGGAGACAACUCGGAGCUCUGAAAAAGAAGUGUUUCAGAGCUCGACCCACGCCUACUCGUCCACCACCAGCUCUUCCACUUCUAGUCGCUGUUUAUCCACUGGACAGAAUUAAUGGCGGCCGUGACAUCAGCCCACGAAAAUGCCCGACCGCAAGGCGAGUUGGCGUGAGAAUCGCCCCAGGUCCAGACGGACGAAAAGACGGAUCCACCCAAUUCUAUGGCAACCGCAACAGCUACGUCGAAAUCCCGAACAACGGCAAACUUGACACCGUGGCCUCCAUUUCCAUUCUGACCUGGGUUUAUCACGAGGGCAUCAAAGGUCCUAUCGUCAACUACAGACCAGGUCCCGGAUGGGGCGUUCACUUGUGGAUGGUUGGACCACGCACGUUAUUUGCACGGUUCGUCCGCAGGGAUGGAGUGUUUACCAAAGCAGUGGUCGUCACGAGCAGAAAGAUACGGUACAGAGCCUGGAAUUACAUCGGUGCUACAUACGACUACAAGAGUGGUGUUGCCAAACUAUGGGUGAACUCGAGGUUGCUUGUGGUGAAGAGUAUUGGACGAUUCCGAUUGGCUACGAACUAUCCAAUCAGAAUUGGUGCGCGUCGUGGUGACAAACGGUACUUCAAGGGAAGGAUUUUCUGUGUGCAAAUCUACAGUCGUGCGCUAAACCGGAAACAAAUUUUGGCGGCUAGUAAAACGUGCUUCAGGCCGUUGCCUACAACUAAACCGAUCCCAACCACGACACCAAAACCGAUAACGAUACCUACAAGGCCGCGAGGUAAGAUUAAGAUCCAAGACCGACUAAUUAAUGCAAGGGAAGAACUGGUUGAACGGGUAACAGAAGUCCUCUUAACAAUUAAGGAGACUUCUGUAUCACCAAUAGGCUAUUUCCGAGCUACCUUGUGUUUCUGUUUCAAAACGAUUCUUCGUGCAAAACCUUUCAUGAUUUAUUGUUCUCUAUAUUUUCUUUCUGUAGCUUGCCGAGCGAAUAUGGAUCUUGGAUUCCUUAUCGACAGCUCCUACAACUUGCGACGAGUAGGGCGCGGAGCUUUCAGACUUCUUACACGUUACAUUGCAAGACUUCUUUACACGCUUCGCAUUUCCACUCAAGAGACCCGAGUCGGCAUGGUUACGUACGCGUCAAGACCCAGGCUCCUGUUCCGCUUUAACCGGUUUUUCAGGGCGUCUUCCAUGUUGUCGGCCAUACGAAGAAUUCGCCUUCAAAGGGGUCCUCUUAGGAUAGGAAAAGCUCUGUACUACGCUCGUAGGUACCUGUUCAGAAGAAGGCGUCAAUGUGGACGCAAGCGCGUUCUCGUGGUGUUUGCAAGUGCACGCUCAGUAGACAGAGUGCAAAGAGUGGGACGCGUUUUAAGGCGCAUGGGAAUUGAAGUGUUCGUUGUUGGCUUUGGUAGACGAUUUAGCAAGGCGCAGUUAUUCAAAAUCGCUACAAAUGGGCUGCACGUGUUCACGGCGACGCCGAGGACGUUGGCUGCAGUUCUGGGCGCCAUACGAGCUAAAGCAUGUUCAGUAACCGGAUCAGCAGCCGCCAGAGCUAUAUUCCCAUUUAACGGUGUGACAAGAGGACGAGAUAUAAGCAUCAACCGCAACACUGCUGCAAGACUUGUCAACGUCAAGCCUGCACCAGGCCCAGACGGCCUUCCUCUUGGAUCGUACUAUCUCCAGGGCAUCGCAAACAGCUACAUAUACUUUCCCAACAAGGGCUGCCUAGAUACAAAGAAUUCCCUCACCAUAGUGGUGUGGGUCUACCCUGAGGGCAGCGGACCGAUCUUCCACUUCUUCCCUCGCGGCUGGGGGGUACAUCUUUGGAUGAAGAAUCCGCGCACCCUACUGGUGAAGUUCGUGCCUAGGUCCUUGCAGACCAUCAGCGUUGUUACAAGCCGGCGAAUCAAACCGAAGGCCUGGAACUACAUAGCGGCAACCUACGAUUACGUCACUGGUUUGGCCACUCUGUGGAAUGAUGCCAUACCUAUAUCUCAGAGGAAUAUUGGAAAGAUCCAACUGGCGACUAACUACCCAGCUAUAUCAGGGAAAAAGCCAAGAGAUCGAAAGAUUUUCCGUGGCCGGAUAGCAUGUCUUCAGAUUUACGAUCGAGCAUUGAAUGGGAGACAACUCGGAGCUCUGAAAAAGAAGUGUUUCAGAGCUCGACCCACGCCUACUCGUCCACCACCAGCUCUUCCACUUCUAGUCGCUGUUUAUCCACUGGACAGAAUUAAUGGCGGCCGUGACAUCAGCCCACGAAAAUGCCCGACCGCAAGGCGAGUUGGCGUGAGAAUCGCCCCAGGUCCAGACGGACGAAAAGACGGAUCCACCCAAUUCUAUGGCAACCGCAACAGCUACGUCGAAAUCCCGAACAACGGCAAACUUGACACCGUGGCCUCCAUUUCCAUUCUGACCUGGGUUUAUCACGAGGACAUCAAAGGUCCUAUCGUCAACUACAGACCAGGUCCCGGAUGGGGCGUUCACUUGUGGAUGGUUGGACCACGCACGUUAUUUGCACGGUUCGUCCGCAGGGAUGGAGUGUUUACCAAAGCAGUGGUCGUCACGAGCAGAAAGAUACGGUACAGAGCCUGGAAUUACAUCGGUGCUACAUACGACUACAAGAGUGGUGUUGCCAAACUAUGGGUGAACUCGAGGUUGCUUGUGGUGAAGAGUAUUGGACGAUUCCGAUUGGCUACGAACUAUCCAAUCAGAAUUGGUGCGCGUCGUGGUGACAAACGGUACUUCAAGGGAAGGAUUUUCUGUGUGCAAAUCUACAGUCGUGCGCUAAACCGGAAACAAAUUUUGGCGGCUAGUAAAACGUGCUUCAGGCCGUUGCCUACAACUAAACCGAUCCCAACCACGACACCAAAACCGAUAACGAUACCUACAAGGCCGCGAGGUAAGAUUAAGAUCCAAGACCGACUAAUUAAUGCAAGGGAAGAACUGGUUGAACGGGUAACAGAAGUCCUCUUAACAAUUAAGGAGACUUCUGUAUCACCAAUAGGCUAUUUCCGAGCUACCUUGUGUUUCUGUUUCAAAACGAUUCUUCGUGCAAAACCUUUCAUGUGAAAAUUAGUUUGAUUUGCGGAAUCGGAACUGACGUAUUAAGGUUAUUCUCCAGUAUUGCAUUGCGCAUCCUUACUGCGCAUAAU
Molecule: messenger RNA, 8417 nt
Organism: Orbicella faveolata
Lineage: Eukaryota; Metazoa; Cnidaria; Anthozoa; Scleractinia; Merulinidae
Source: RefSeq, a predicted model, not a curated record